Messenger RNA from Abrus precatorius (Indian licorice), 2068 nucleotides. Its product is annotated as UDP-glycosyltransferase TURAN. The transcript has 17 exons. Gene Ontology annotation, cellular component: endoplasmic reticulum. Gene Ontology annotation, molecular function: mannosyltransferase activity. Lineage: Eukaryota; Viridiplantae; Streptophyta; Magnoliopsida; Fabales; Fabaceae. The record is from RefSeq and is a predicted model, not a curated record. Bases 521 to 1765 code for a protein of 414 amino acids.
ACCACCUACGAGAUUUUAAUUUUGUUAUUGACACAGGAAAUGGCAGAACGGAAAAGCAAAGAAAAGAAGGGAAGGGCGUGCGUUGUGGUUUUGGGCGACAUUGGACGCAGCCCUCGAAUGCAGUACCAUGCUCUUUCACUCGCCAAUCAGGUUUUUCUUCUUUUCUAUAAUUUCGUGUAAUAAUUCAAUUUAGUUUAAUUUUAUAUGAUUAUUUUCUUUUUCUUUUUCCAUUUGGUUUGAUUGUCUGAAUUCAUGUGUCUCCUUUGAGUUCUUUGUAAUUUUGCAAGGACCUGGAUCACUGAAAAAGUAGUAUUGGCUUCUGAGUAAUUCGUCUGUUCUAAGUUUUAAUUGGGGAAGAACUGCGAAUGCUAUUGACUUUUAGCUUUUGGGAGUAGGAUUUUACCAAAAUUCUGAUGGCUGGGUUCUGCACUGGGCUUUCCUGGAGGUAGACAUUGUUGCAUAUGGAGGUUCAGAGCCCCAUACUGCUCUUCUUGCCAACCCAUCUAUUCAUAUUUAUCUAAUGAAGCAGUGGCCACCAGCCCGUCAAAGCUUACCAAGGAUACUUCAACCGAUAAUGCUUUUGUUGAAGCCCCUGGUUCAAUUUUUAAUGCUUCUUUGGUUCCUUUGUGUAAAAGUAUCAUCUCCUGAUAUUUUUAUUGUCCAGAAUCCUCCUUCAGUUCCAACCCUGGUGGCAGUAAAAUGGGCUAGCUGGUUGAGGAAUUCAUCUUUUGUUAUGGAUUGGCAUAAUUUUGGAUAUACUCUACUCGCUCUGUCGUUAGGAAGAAAUAGUCAUUUUGUCUCUUUAUAUAAAUGGUUUGAAAAGCAUUAUGGAAAAAUGGCAGAUGCUUCUCUAUGUGUAACAAAAGCAAUGCAGCAUGAAUUGGCUCAAAACUGGGGAAUUAAUGCUACGGUUUUGUAUGAUCAGCCUCCUGACAUCUUUCAUCCAGCUUCACUGGAGGAGAGGCAUAAGUUGUUUUGCAGAUUAAAUGAGGACUUUUUUCAGCCUCUUGGUCUCAGAGAUUGUGUUAGUAAUGGAAGUUUGUUGAUGGCUAGCGAUUGCCAAAACGAGACUCUGUUUACUACCGAAGUUGGUUCAAACAUAUAUUUGAAGCCAAACCGACCAGCACUUGUUGUAAGCAGUACAAGCUGGACUCCUGAUGAAGAUUUUGGCAUUCUCUUGGAAGCUGCUGUAAUGUAUGACAGACGUGUUGCUGCCAUAUUAGGUGAAGAUGAUUCUCUAGAUGAGGGGGUCAUAUGGCAAGAAAUAUCUGAUGGAAAGCAAUCUUUAUAUCCCAGACUGUUAUUCAUCAUUACUGGAAAAGGUCCUGAAAAAGAAAAGUAUGAGGCAAAAAUAAAGAGAUUGAAACUUAAACGUGUGGCAUUCCGUACCAUGUGGCUGUCUGCUGAUGAUUAUCCACUACUGCUAGGAUCGGCUGAUCUAGGGGUUUGUCUGCAUACUUCAUCGUCAGGAUUAGACCUUCCGAUGAAGGUCGUUGAUAUGUUUGGCUGUGGACUGCCAGUUUGUGCUGUUUCAUACUCUUGCAUUAAAGAACUGGUUAAAGUUGACAAAAAUGGUCUUCUCUUUUCGUCAUCGUCAGAGCUGGCUGAUGAACUUCUGAUGCUCGUCAAGGGAUUUCCUGAUGACUGUGAUGCGUUGAAGGUCCUCAAAUUUGGUGCAUUAGAAACUGGUUCUUCAGCAAGGUGGGCUACUGAAUGGGAAGAACAUGCAAAGCCACUGAUAACUGAGGUUAUAUCAAGAUUUUGACUCUUGAUUCAUAGAAGACAUAUUUAGCUGCUCUGACAGCAAAUGGGAUUGAUCUGUUGAUCUGAUCCAGAGGAGAGUUGACUAGUAUCAUGUGCUGAUUACAUGCAGAUUUGAUGAUGUUUGGCAAUUUCCAAGUCAGAGUUACCUUAUACAGAAUAGGUAUGCAGCUGGGUUUCCAACAUCUGUCUGUUGUUGACUUGCUGCGUUUGAAGAUGUAAAUAGGUGUUCUCUGUAAAAACUGGCUCUACGUGCUUUAAGAUUUUAUUUUCUUUGAGUUGUUAUACGAAAAGCUUCAAGUUAGAU